This is a messenger RNA of Microbotryum saponariae, 339 nucleotides long. The record is from the annotation of a GenBank genome assembly. Lineage: Eukaryota; Fungi; Basidiomycota; Microbotryomycetes; Microbotryales; Microbotryaceae.
AUGCGGCACUCGAUCACGUCCAUCAUCCCUUCCUCUUCGACCGCCAACCGGACUCGACCCACUCCACCAAAUCCAGAUCCAAGGCGUGGUAUCGGUCGUCGUAGGCGAGAGAUGGGCGUGCGCAGGUAAGCGAGCACACACAAACAGCACACUCACACACACAACACACACACACACACACGCGCGCGCACACACACACACAACACACGUUCGAAGUAGGGUGGUCCGAUGCGAACGAAGAGCUACAGAUGUGUAGCAACGGGCGUCGAGUUCCAAGUCGCGGUCAGGCAAUCAAUCACGCGGGCUCGACGAUGGAAGGGAGUCGCAAACAAUCCGUAA